GACGAGACAGGAUGUGUGAGUCCUAUUAAGACCGAUGUGCAACAGUCAUUCACACGACUCCUAAAUCCUCUGCAGCACAUGCUGUAGGACAUAAGGAUACUGACGAUGAAGAUUACCUGUGCAGCCUUUGUGCUCCUCAUCCAAACAUUCUGUUGUUUGGCUUCAGAUGAUUCACCAUUUCAACUAACUAACAAGGCCACUGGUUUCUGUUUGGUAAAAAGAAACAACUACUGCUAUGACAUACGCUGGACAACCAGCGAUCGACUUCUGGUUCAGCAGCUGAAGAAGUGCCUUGGAGCUCAGGGGAAAAGUGUGGGAAGUGAAAUAACUCUGUACGACUGUGAUGAAACCAGUGAAUUCCAAAAGUGGGAAUGCAAGAAUGAAACGGUGCUCGCCCUCAAAGGCCAAGAGCUUUACAUUGAGCUCACUGCAGAUAACACAGCUGUUCUCUCCAAAACAACUGGACCCAAUAACCACCUCACAAUUUCAGGGACGUCCAGUGGUGCUUGUUCAAGAACAUACAGAGAGCUAUUUACCAUUGGUGGAAAUGCGUUUGGGAAGCCCUGCAUGUUUCCCUUUCUGUACAAAGACCAGUGGUACUCAAACUGCACGACAUUUGACUCCUCAGAGAAGCGUCUUUGGUGUGCGGUUGAGACAAAAUAUGAAAGUGAGCGCUGGGGGAACUGCCCAACUACUUCCAAAGAAGACUGGAAUAAAAACCCAAGCACAGGAGCAUAUUACCAGCUGAACACACAGUCAGCUCUGACUUGGCCUCAAGCAGAAAUCAGCUGCAAACAGCAGGGUUCCUCCCUGCUCAGCAUCAGUGAUCCACACGAGCAGGCUUACAUUACAGCACUACUGUGGAAAGGGGGCAACACGUUUUGGCUUGGACUGAUUCUGGAUCCAGAACAUGGUUGGAAAUGGAGUAAUGGGAGGCCUUACCGAUAUCUGAAAUGGGACUCUGGACAUCCACUUCCUGAUCCGGGACACAACUGUGCAGUUGCUGAUCCUGCUGUGCAGUACACCUGGCAAAGUUCACCGUGUAGCAAGAAACUGGGCUACAUCUGCUACAGUAAAGGAGCUGAGGAAACGCCUACACAAGCUGUUGCAACAGGAUUUUGUUCAGCACCCUGGAUCCCCUACAAUGGCCACUGCUUCCACCUUAAUAAUACUCAGAAGACUUGGUCUGAUGCUCAGAAACAAUGCCGUGAUGAAGGAGGGAACCUUGUAAGCAUCCGCAAUGUGGAGGACCAAAGCUUCGUCAUCUCUCAGCUUGGAUAUGCAUCCACUGAUGAGCUCUGGAUAGGACUGAAUGACAGGAAGAAAGAGGGUCUGUUUGACUGGAUUGAUCAUUCUGCUGUGAGCUUCACAAGCUGGGAAUAUGGGAAACCAGAUGUCUCUGCUGAUAUAAAAGAUUGUGUUCUCAUCAAAGGAAAGAAUGGGAACUGGGCUGACCGUGGGUGUGAGGAGAGGCAUGGCUUCAUUUGUAUGAAGACGACCUCUUCAACAAGCACUGGAGAGAAAGUGGAGAAAGAAGAAGGCUGCAAAAGUGGAUGGAGGAGACAUGGCUCAUACUGCUACUUUAUUGGAAGAGAGACCAAAUCUUUUCGUGAAGCUAAGGAUGACUGCAAGAAUUCCAAUUCUUACUUAGCUGAUAUUUCAUCUGGGGUGGAUAAUGCAUUCCUUGUGAGUUUGGUCGGGAAUAGACCAGAGAAAUACUUUUGGCUGGGGCUCUCAAAUCAGAAAAACAUCACUCAUUUUGUCUGGACCAACACCGACUCAGUGAGAUUUACUCACUGGAAUGCUGAAAUGCCAGGUCACCAACGGGGCUGUGUUGCCAUGAAGACCGGGAUCUUUGCUGGCCUCUGGGAUGUGCUGCCCUGCACCAAUCAGGAGAAAUAUAUUUGCAAGCAUCAGGCAGAGGGGGCAGUUUUAACUCCAGCCCCACCCACCCUUGUUCCUCCCAAAUGUGCAUAUGGCUGGAAUCGACUGGGAGCAGGAAAUAAGUGCUUUAAGAUGUUUACCCAGUCAAGGGAAAGGCAGAGAACCUGGUUUGAGGCUAGAGAUUACUGCAAGGCUAUCGGAGGAGACCUGCUCAGCAUCCACAGCAAUGAAGAGCUAAAUGAUUUACCACACAGUUAUACUACAGCAUGGAUUGGACUUAGUGCCCCUGACCCAGACACAGGCUAUGUAUGGAGCGAUGAAUCCCCAGUCAGUUUCCAACACUGGGCAGAGGGAGAACCAAACAAUAAAAUGAAUAUUGAAUCUUGUGUGGUACACAGACUUCAUGAAAUGAGGUGGACUGGAUCUUGGGAAGAUGUUCAUUGCGAGUUGAACCGUGAUUGGCUGUGCCAGAUCCGUGCAGGAGUGACUCCAAAUCCACCUCCAGCUCCUGUCACUCCAGAUUACAAUCGAACCUCAGAUGGGUGGAUUGAAUGGAAAGGGAAUCAGUAUUUUAUUAACCAUUAUUCAUCAGCUGUGGAAGACGCUCGUGCCGUCUGUAAACGGAAGCACGGCGACUUGGUAACUAUCAACAGUGAAGCUGAAAAUGUCUUUCUAUGGAAACAGAUUGCUAGAUUUCACUCAUAUGUAUGGAUAGGCAUGACCGUAGAUCUUGAUAAUACAUUUGCGUGGAUGGACGAUUCUCCAGUCAUGUUUCAGAGAUGGGAUGAAAAUCAGCCUAAAUUCCGGAACAAUGAUGAGAAUUGUGUCUUCAUGUCUCCCUCUCUGGGGUUCUGGGGUAACAGAAAUUGUGGGUUUGACUCCACGUUCAUUUGUAAACGCAGCCACUCACCACCUGCCAACGCCUCGCAAGUACCUCCAACAGUCACUCCAACAGGUGGCUGUCCACAGAACUGGGAAAAAUUCAAAUCAAAGUGUUACAGAGUCAUAAACAACCAGAAUGAGACAUGGCUUGACGCGAGGGAACAGUGCAAAAACAUGAAAGGAAAUUUGGCCUCAGUCGCCUCAAAAGAUGUGCAAGGGUUUCUGUCAGGUAAAUUGUUUGAAGCACCAACUACAAACCUGUGGAUUGGUUUCCAUGCUCAAAAUGAUGCAGGCAGGUUUUACUGGACGGAUGGGCGACCAAACCGAUACAAUAACUGGGGUUCUGAGAGCACUCGCCUUAAUCUACCACACAGAUACCGUUACUAUGAUGAGGAUUAUCCAUGGCAGAGAUAUAACAAGAAAGAAUGUGUUAUAAUAACUACUAAUACAGAUGUUGGCAUUGGGAAAUGGCUAAAAAGGUCCUGCAAUGACACCAAUGGAUACAUCUGUCUGCGAAAUCUUGACUCAUCUCUCCCGGACUCCACUGAAACAAGGAUUUCAACCGACUACGUCAAAAUAUUCAAUGACUCUAUCAAGAUUGUUACUCAACCAAUGAACUGGGAUGAAGCCAAGAAGUACUGCGAAAAUGAUGGCGCCAACCUGGCCAGUCUGCGAAACAAGUGGACGCAGUUGUAUGUCUCAGUUAUGGCUAUGAAGAUAAACUCUUCUCUGUGGAUUGGACUCAAUAGUAAGCAGACUGAUGGAUAUUUCAGAUAUAUUGACGGCUGGCAUAUGACCUUAACUGACUGGGAUUAUCGGGAACCGAGGAUGGCGAAACCUUGCGUGCAUGUGACAGAGGGUGGAAAAUGGAAGACUGCCUACUGUACGGAGAAAAUGAGCAGUGUUUGUAUGAAGUCCACAGACGUGCCACCAACAGAGUCGAGUGGUUUCCCAGGAUUUUGCCCUGAAGACCCAGAGACAGAAAGAUACUCAAGGGAGCGUACUAGUUGGCUGUCUUUUAAGGCCAAUUGUUACCUGUUUAUCACAGACAGAUCAGACUGGCCAGAUGCAUCUGCAAGCUGUGUAAGACAUGGUGGAAGUCUUGCCAGCAUUGAAAAUCCUGCAGAGCAAGCAUUCAUCAAAACCACUCUGCAACAAUUUAGAGAUAUGCAUCAUUCUUUCUGGAUCGGCCUUUAUAAAACUCACAGGGGCCAGUGGAAGUGGUUGGAUAAAACACCCACUGACUACACUAACUGGUUUGAUGAUGACUACCCAUUUGGCCAAUAUGGACAAGUUAGAACUUUUGAUGGUUCUUGGUCAGCCAGCAGAAUGUCACGCUGUGGAUAUAUCUGUAAAACACUCAAAGUAAAAAAGCAAGCAUCCCCAACAGCUGAAAGUCUUUCGAAGACUGAUCCUCAAACCCAAAGCCACACCGUUUUGGAAGUCUUCCUGGGUAUUACUGUGCUUGCCAUAGGAGCAGUCGUUAUCUUCCUUCUCUUCAAGAAGUAUGGCGUUCGCCUGUCCCUCCCUCAAAAGUUAACUACGUUUGACAACCCUCUGUUCUUCAACAACGAGCAGUCACGGGCUGGUGUUGUGGACACCAAUCAACUGGUAGCAAACGUAGAGGAUUAGAUCUCUGGGCCUGUUUUUAGUGUUUAAUGUAAACACAGGCAGAAUUUACUGAGAUUGCUUUGAAGAGAGAGAACUUUCAAUCCAGUUGUUAAUAAUCAGUGUCCAUGAAAAAAACAUUAAAGCUUUAGGAGAUUUUAUCUGACAUGCAAGUGAUCUUUGAUGUGUUGAUUUCUGAACCACUAAGGAUUUACAGAAUGAGAAGUACAAGCAAUCAUUUUAAUUCAUAGCUGAUUUUACUCUGAAUCACUGUAUCGCCUAUAGGUCAGUGCUGUGAAAUGUGUAUUUGCUACAUAUUGCUUUUUGUGUUAAUGAAAGAUUGGAAGUAUAAUUUUAAACACGACAAGCAAUGUAAUAUGAUGCUGAGAUAAGUUAACUAUUUACUAGUCUAGCAUAGCAUGUACCUGUCUAGAAAGUCUUCUAAAACAUAUCAAUCAGAUGGGAAUUUUGUGACAAAAUAUAAAUACUAGUGCUGUCAAACGAUUAAAAUGUUUAAAUCAGAUUAA
This is a messenger RNA of Acanthochromis polyacanthus (spiny chromis), 4901 nucleotides long. RefSeq names its product macrophage mannose receptor 1-like. The record is from RefSeq and is a predicted model, not a curated record. The transcript has 32 exons. Bases 106 to 4398 code for a protein of 1430 amino acids. NCBI's taxonomy places the organism in Eukaryota, Metazoa, Chordata, Actinopteri, Pomacentridae.